This is a messenger RNA of Serpula lacrymans var. lacrymans S7.9, 464 nucleotides long. RefSeq lists its product as uncharacterized. The record is from RefSeq and is a predicted model, not a curated record. The transcript is spliced from 2 exons. The annotation marks the transcript as partial. NCBI's taxonomy places the organism in Eukaryota, Fungi, Basidiomycota, Agaricomycetes, Boletales, Serpulaceae.
GCAGAGUAGGAGCGAGUGUGUUCAGGCUGGUGAGAGUCGGUGUCGGGCGUGUAGAGAGCGUGGUGGAGAUACAGCGCGGCCAUGGCCCGCACUCGGCGUCGAGCAAAGAAAAAGAAAAAGAAAAAGAUCAGGGCUGUCGAGGACUGAGCCUCGCAUAAAAAGGAGAGUGUCUAGAAAAGCGUUAGUGUUUACAAAAUGGUUUCAUACAAAGAGACUAGAAGCCCCACCUAAUCUCCAACCACGUGUAUUUCAUCCAAUUCAAUUCCUUACGGUAUCAUUUGCCCCCCCUCGAACAAGUGCGCUGGAGGAUACGACGACGACGACUACGACGAAAGGGCGGGGAAGGGAAAGAUGCCUGUCGAGGGGCUCACAUUCGCUUGGCUCAUUAUCUUAUCUUGACCGCAGUCACAUACCGUACGCGCGGUGCAGCCGUUAUGCAUUUGAAACCUGUGCACUCACUGGUG